Magnolia sinica is the source of this 1262-nucleotide messenger RNA. RefSeq names its product lysine-rich arabinogalactan protein 19. The coding region runs from base 93 to 917 and encodes 274 amino acids. Gene Ontology annotation, cellular component: plasma membrane. The record is from RefSeq and is a predicted model, not a curated record. NCBI's taxonomy places the organism in Eukaryota, Viridiplantae, Streptophyta, Magnoliopsida, Magnoliales, Magnoliaceae. The transcript has 2 exons.
CCAUACCAACUUGUCAUUUCUACUCAACCUCCUGCCACCAUCUUCCCCAUAUAUAACCCCCAUCACAUUCUCACUAUGUACUCACCUUUCAAAUGAUGAGAUCUAGGUGGUGGGCCUGCAUUGUGGCCUGCCUCGGCAUUCUGAUCGGUACUGUCCAUGCGCAGGCACCUGCAGUAGCGCCUUCGAUACCACCACCAGCAGUCCCACUGCCACCAACAAAUGUGGCCCCCACAUCCACUCCCAUAUCAUCACCAACACCACCUGCAUUAACGCCAUCGUUGAGCCCACCUCCUCAAACUUCACCGCCACCAACACAAACUCCACCACCCUCAACAUCACCGCCCCCGGCAUCACCACCUCCAACAUCACCGCCUCCGACAUCGCCGUCCCCGGCAUCACCACCUCCAACAUCACCGCCUCCGACAUCACCGGCCCCAGCAUCACCACCUCCAACAUCACCGCCUCCAGCAUCACCACCUCCAACAUCACCACCUCCAGCAUUGCCACCGUCACCAGCUUCACCUCCACCACUAGCACCCACAUCACCACCACCGCAGGUUCCACCAACACCAGCACCAGCAACACCACCACCCGCUCCUGCACCAGCAGUCAAGCCACCAGCUCCUCCACCGGCUGUGAUCCUGCCAGUCCCAGCACCUGCACCAGCUCCAACGAAGAGCAAGAAGCGGAAGCACCACCACCACCACCACCACCACCAUCAUCACGGACCUGCUCCAGCCCCAUUGGCAAAGAGCCCACCAGCACCACCUACACCUGUAACCUCAGAUGAUGUAAUGGCUCCUGCGCCCCAACUGGAUGAGAAUGAAGGGAUUACAAUUUACAGGAAUGGAGGGGUGUUUGGGAGAUGGGCGAGGAUUGGGCUGGCCAUUUUUGUGUUGUUUGAAGUCAUGGGUUAGAGUUUCUUGCGACCUGCUAGAAAGAGAUUUCUUUUAGCUAUUUAAGGAAUGUGGGUAUGGAAGAUGAAUGUAAUUGUUUUGUCCAAUGUAUUUCGGCAAUGCGGCAAUAGACAAAUUCAAACCAAAAGCCCCAAAGAUUGUUUUAAAAUGUCUCUGUGAUUAAUGAAGCGGAUGACUUCAAGUUUGAGAAAUGGAAAUCAAUUAUAAGUGUUGAGAAUCAAAGUCACUUCAGCAAUUAUACUGUUGUUCUCUGCGCCUUGUUUUUGUUAUCAUCAUCGUUGAUGGCUGAUGAGUAAAGUCUCUUUUGUUUACAUGUAAUGAUGAUUUCUCUUUUUGUUCUUGUGA